AUGCUGAAGAAGCGGGACCCGGCGGCGGCGGCCAAGGCCGCCGCCGAGCGCAGCGCGUCGGCCUCGGGCAAGCCGAACCCCUUCGGCGCCGCGCGGCCCCGCGAGGAGACGCUCAAGGCCAAGGGCGUCGACGUCAAGCUCAUGGACAAGAAGAUCGAGGCGAAGACGACGAGCACGACGCGCAUGACGCGCCAGCAGCGCGAGGAGGCCGACCAGCUCUCGCAGGCCGUCCGCGAGGCCGAGGACGCGCUCCGCGAGGCCAACGAGAACGAGAUGCCCGAGAACGCGCUCCGCGAGACCCUCGCGGCGAAGCGCAAGAUCCUCAACGACUUCAUGGAGCAGGUCGCCGCGGCCAACAUGCAGAAGGUCGGCGGCGCGCCGGGCAUGUGA
Molecule: messenger RNA, 390 nt
Organism: Aureococcus anophagefferens
Lineage: Eukaryota; Pelagophyceae; Pelagomonadales; Pelagomonadaceae
Exons: 1
Coding region: 1-390 (129 amino acids)
Molecular function (GO): mRNA binding; translation initiation factor activity
Source: RefSeq, a predicted model, not a curated record